Molecule: messenger RNA, 927 nt
Organism: Brassica oleracea var. oleracea
Lineage: Eukaryota; Viridiplantae; Streptophyta; Magnoliopsida; Brassicales; Brassicaceae
Exons: 1
Coding region: 1-927 (308 amino acids)
Source: RefSeq, a predicted model, not a curated record
AUGAGUUUCUGGAGCAUUGACGAGGACAAGCAAACAUCUCCCACGUUGCGGUCUCUGCUUCGUUUAAGACCCCUUGCUGCUCAGUUCAUUCGAACUAGAGUUGGAUCAGGCUCUGCAACAAGCUUUUGGUGGGAUCACUGGACUCCCUUGGGACCUCUCAUCAGGGUUCUCGGUCAGACAGGGCCGCGCGACUUGAUGAUCCCACUCUCUGCUCGUGUUUGUGAUGCUUGUAAUGACACAGGCUGGCUUCUGCGAGGGGCUCGUUCCGAUGCUGCUCUUGAGCUUCAAACUCACCUAACCACGAUUCAUCUACCUAUGCGCAACUCCCCUCCUGAUCUCGUGUACUGGUACAUCAACAAUGAGUCUCUCGAAGCAUUCUCAGCCUCUCGUGUUUGGGAUGCCAUUCGGCACCGUGAGCCACCUCAUCAAUGGACAGCCUCGGUCUGGUUCAAUGGCAGAGUUCCCCGGCAUGCGUUCAAUUUCUGGAUUGCUUAUCAUGACAGACUCCCAACUAAGUCCAGACUUGCGGCCUGGGCAAUCAAUAUCUCAACAGCCUGCAUUCUCUGCAACUCUGCAAUGGAGGACAGAGACCACCUGUUUCUUCGCUGUCCAACAAGCGAAGUAAUCUGGGCAUGUGUACUGCGUAGACUUGGAGCUCAUCAUCAUUCGUUUCAUACGUGGACUGCUAUGAUGGAUUGGCUUUCCUUAAAUGACUCUAGGACCAUCACUCUCUUGAAGCGUCUUGCGUCUCAAGCAACAAUAUACAACAUCUGGACAGAACGCAAUCGUAGGAUCCAUGACAACGUGAUAACUCCACCUGCUAUGAUUUUCAAAACAAUCGACCGUAGCAUCCGUGACGUUAUUCUUGGUAAGAGAAACAACUCAAAUUUCCGAAAGGCAAUGGAGUUGUGGCUCUCGUAUGAGUAG